AUGGAGCCCGUGCGAGUGCGGACGAGAAUUCCUAUUAUCUACGAGGUUGUAGAUCAUCGGGAGCCGGCCGACGGGCAGGAAUUCCUGGAACGAGGUGUACGGGAUUGGAUGCAAGGCCGGUUGCCGUUGAUCGACCAAGAACUCGACAUGUUGCAGAGACAACAAGAGGCUCGGCCGCACAUCUACCAUGAUGAUGAUGAGGAGGAGGAGGAGGAGGAGGAGCCGUUCUGGCCGCGUUUGUUACAACCGGCCUCGCGCGACGCCGUCCUGCAGCUGCCGGAGACAGCCGGCGCGCCAGUCGGAGCUCGGCUCGAGCAGACGGAGUGCGCCGUGUGCCUCAAGGAUUUCGAGGUGGACGACAAGGUGACGACGAUGCCGUGUGACCACUACUUCCACCAAGGUUGCAUCUCCGAGUGGCUCAAGGUCAGCUGCGUCUGCCCCCUCUGCCGUCACGCGCUUCCUGCUGCAACUCCACCGGCGCACCACAUGGAGGCGACGAGUCCAUGA
Molecule: messenger RNA, 507 nt
Organism: Triticum aestivum (bread wheat)
Lineage: Eukaryota; Viridiplantae; Streptophyta; Magnoliopsida; Poales; Poaceae
Product: probable E3 ubiquitin-protein ligase RHC1A
Exons: 1
Coding region: 1-507 (168 amino acids)
Biological process (GO): ubiquitin-dependent protein catabolic process
Cellular component (GO): nucleus
Molecular function (GO): ubiquitin protein ligase activity
Source: RefSeq, a predicted model, not a curated record